UACAACUUUCAUCACAUGUCCUUUUGAUCAGAAGAAGACUCUGGGCAUCAAACUUCCGUAUUUGGUCAUGAUUGUUAAAAAUAUGAAAAAAUACUUCACGUUUGAAGUUGAGGUGAGUUCAAACCGCUUUGUCUUAACCAAAAACUUUCAAACCCCAUCCAAUCCAGCGAUCUGCAGCCUGUCAGACAAGCUAGAUUCCAAGGAACUCAGCUUUAAAAUAGCGUUGUUUCAGAUUCAUGCGAACUGCAGAAUCAGAAGGAUUUAUUUCGCUGAUAGGCUCUACUCAGAAGACGAACUUCCUGCUGAAUUUAAACUAUAUCUGCCAGUUCAGAAUCGAGUCAAGUAA
Molecule: messenger RNA, 346 nt
Organism: Soboliphyme baturini
Lineage: Eukaryota; Metazoa; Nematoda; Enoplea; Dioctophymatida; Soboliphymatidae
Source: the annotation of a GenBank genome assembly